Molecule: messenger RNA, 669 nt
Organism: Rhodotorula toruloides NP11
Lineage: Eukaryota; Fungi; Basidiomycota; Microbotryomycetes; Sporidiobolales; Sporidiobolaceae
Product: cytochrome b5 reductase 4
Exons: 4
Coding region: 1-669 (222 amino acids)
Molecular function (GO): heme binding
Source: RefSeq, a predicted model, not a curated record
AUGCUCAGUACAAUCACGCAAGCACUGGGAUGGGGCGGCUCAGGCGCGUCGCCGUCUAUCGUGGCAGAAGCAGACACGACCAGCGUCGCAUUCCCCGCCGUCAACUCGCACCAACGAGCGAAGCCCGCUCCUUCAGAUCCGCCCGCAUCCUCGGCACCCUCCUUCUCCCUCUCCCCGCCCGGCUCCCUCCCCUCCGACUCGUCCGACGACCGACCAGAUGAUGCAGAUACGAACGUAGAAGACGACGAGCCAGCGUUACCGUCCAUCCGAGUCGACGGGUCUGGUGCCGCGAGCGCAGGGUCGACGCUCGCGCCGCCUACGACGACGAAGAAGGUGGUGAAGGCGCCGCGAGGGCGGGUACGGGUGGAGAAGGGGUUCAGUCAGCUGGACUGGGCGAAGCUGAAUCGGAGCGGAGAGGUGGACUUGCGGGGCGGCGUCACCACACUCAUGCGCAUCACGCCCUCAGAACUCGCCAAGCACAAUACCCGAGAAGACUGCUGGCAGGUCUACAACGGCAAGGUCUACAACGUCGGGCCGUUCUUGCGGUAUCAUCCGGGCGGAGCAGGGGAGAUGAUGCGGGCGGCAGGAAAGGACGUGCUCGCUCACGCAUGGGUCAACUACGAGACACUCCUGGAGAAUUGUCUCGUAGGCUUCCUCGUACCGGAGUAA